AUGAACCAGAACAUGCAACGGGCCCAAACGCAGGUCCAGCCUGUGACGGCCUAUGGCGUUCUCUCAACCCCCAACGCCGCCCAGGACGACAGCCUUGAAGACAACAAGGAGUGGGUGCUGUUCACCCCGUCGGACGCCGAAGAAGAGUCCGAAGACGACGACGACAGCGCCAGCGUAGCCACCCAGCACGCGGACCACGGAGACGGCGACGGCGACCUCAACGACGAACUCGCAGACGACCUAUUGGACUGCUACGACUCCUCGCUUUACCACUCGGCGUCCACACCGCUCAACUCCUCGUCUCUCAACUUUCCCCGACACCAGGGCGACGGCUCCUUCGUGGGCGAGUAUGGAAGCGGCAGCAGCGGACACGCCGACGCCAACGACCGCAUCCAUGCCUGGCGAAUGCAACACUCUGCGUCUGUCUACCAUGAACUGAACCAGCCCAAACGGACUGCAGGAGCCACCCCCGAGCGACGUAUCUCCUCAUGGGGUAUUCCCGAGGACGAGGUGCUUGCUACCCCAAAGGAAGAGGCGUCUUCUUCUUCCGGGGCCACAAAGCUGGGAACUUACCCUGCAGACGUUUCGGCCAUUCUGAGGCGGCCAAGCGUGCCUGUUCGUCGAGAGUCGUCCCGAAGAGAGCGGGAGAGAGAGGUGAGACGAGAUGCGCCUUACUCGCCCAGAGCUCUCUUCCACCGCAUCACACAACGGGUCAUCAGAGACUUCAUCGGCAUGAACGAAGACAUCCUCGACAUGAUUGCUGGAGAAACGUUUGUGGACGGAGAGACGGGACGACCUACGACAGCGGCAGAAUACGCAGCUAGACGGGCCGAGUCCCGUGAAGAGGCCAACGAGGCCUUUGUCAACAAGCUCACCCGAGAGCUCUAUGCGCUGGGAUACACCCACUCAGGGGCUGCUCUCAACUCUCUGUUUGCGUCCAUCCCUCACGACCGAUGGAACACCGACAUUGGAGACUUUCUCAACUACUUGCGACAGCGCGUUUGGGAAGGAGAAGGCAAUGGAGAACACAUUAGCCGGACCCGUCCUUACACACACCAUAGCCAUAGCCACCGGUCUUCGUCGAGUGCUGCGGCUGCCGAGAGCGCUGCUGGUGCCCAUGCUGCCAGUGUGAGCAUGAGUCUGGGCGCAGGCAGCAUUCGGUCUCCUCUGAGCUACAACUUUUCCAGCUCAUCUGCAUUUGAGGAGCUGGACUCGGUUUCCACUGCAAGCAACUACUGGGAGAUUAGCAGUGGAAACGGCACGGGUAGCAUGGUUGGAGCGUGGUAG
Yarrowia lipolytica CLIB122 is the source of this 1287-nucleotide messenger RNA. RefSeq lists its product as uncharacterized. NCBI's taxonomy places the organism in Eukaryota, Fungi, Ascomycota, Dipodascomycetes, Dipodascales. The record is from RefSeq and is a predicted model, not a curated record.